Triticum aestivum (bread wheat) is the source of this 2263-nucleotide messenger RNA. RefSeq names its product putative disease resistance protein RGA3. The coding region runs from base 632 to 2131 and encodes 499 amino acids. The transcript is spliced from 2 exons. Gene Ontology annotation, molecular function: ADP binding. The record is from RefSeq and is a predicted model, not a curated record. NCBI's taxonomy places the organism in Eukaryota, Viridiplantae, Streptophyta, Magnoliopsida, Poales, Poaceae.
UAGUGAAAUCCCUAAAAGGUCUUACAGGGGAGUAGUUUAGAACACAUCAAAUAUGUGCGCUGAGCUGACCCUGCAUUGUAUUGAACAUACUUCCUUUACAUAUAGACUACAUGUGCAGUGCAGUAAUUUCACUGGGAAAGGCACGAUCGCUCAGAGAUCUUGUAAAAUGCUGCUGCUCUUCUGUAGUGUUGGACUACUAACUGUCAGGGUUUUGUAUCAGUAACAUCUCUUCCUUCCUACUGGUUUUCUCUGUCAGCCUGCCUUGCAGAUAAAAAUGGUUCUGUCAGUCUGGCUUGAAGCAGUUCUGCCAGACGGUUAUGCUGUGUGAUGAGUGUGGACUGUUGAGUUCAGUACUCGGCUUGUGGAGAUAUAGCUGGAGAUCCAUGGAGCAAGCCGCCACACAUAAGUGAGGAGAUGUUGGGCGCUGUUAAAGAAAAGCCAGGGUGCGAUCUAAUGGUUGGCGACUUGACAUUUCCCUCGCGGCUACUCCAAGGCUCUCUUUCCAACCUCAGUCACAGAGCCUUACAGAUCUUUUGGCUGAAACCAGCACUGCCGAUUCGUGAAUAAAGCCUUCUAAAAGAGAGCAAACGAACAAGGCAUCUCCUUCCCCUUCUACCCCAAAGGAUUCAAGAUGGAGGUGAUCGUCUCUGCAGUUCUUGGCGAUAUUAUAAGCAGGUCCGUAUCCUUCCUCGUCGACAGGUACCACCGGCUGCAGGCCGGAGGAGCGGAAGAGAGCCUGCAACGGCUGCGCCGCCUUCUGCUGCGAGUCCAGGCCACCGUCGAGGAGGCCGAGCGGCGGCAGAUCACCAACCAGGCGAUGCUCCGGCAGCUCGAGAUGCUGAGGAACGACAUGUACAGAGGCUACUACAUGCUCGACGCCCUCACGUGCAUACGCCGCGGAGAAGGCGACGCCACGGCCAAAGAUGAGGUGAGCGACCGCUCGCUUAUGCUGUGCCGAUUCAGUCCCGUCAAGCGGCUCUGCCUCUCUGCCAGGGCGCCGAAGAACAUGGUGUUCGACGGCAACGAGCUCAGCAAAGCGCUUUGUUGCCUUGAGACGACUGUCGCCGACAUGAAGGAGUUUGUGGUGUUCUUGAAGUGCUAUCCUCUGCUGUGCCGGCAACCUUGCAGCAGCUACUUGUCUACGGACAUGUGCAUGUUCGGCCGUCACACGGAAUACGAGAGGAUCGUGAGCUUCCUGCUGCAGGUUGGCCCCCCUGGCACAGCAAAUUUCGGUGUUCUUCCGGUAGUCGGACCCGCAAGGGUCGGGAAGAGCACCCUCGUUGAGCAUGUCUGCUACGAUGGCAGGGUGCGCGGCUACUUCUCCUCGAUCGUGUUCCUCGGCGGGGAUGAUCUCCAACUCCAAGGCACGGAAGCGAAUGCUCUGCAAGACAGCGGUGUUGUCAAGUACAGAAACAGCGCUUCACAUGGGAGGCUGCUGGUCGUUGUGGAGCUGAUUGGGGAUUUGGAAAAGGAAAUAUGGAGCAGGUUGUGCUCUUUACUGAGCCAUAUGGCACACGGGAGCAAAGUCAUAGUUACAGGCAGGUCAGAGAGAAUCAUGCGGUUCGGAACAACCCAGGCUCUCAGACUGAAUGCUUUGCCCCAUGAAGCUUACUGGUACUUCUUCAAGAUGAUUGCCUUCAGAGACGCCGGCCCGGAGGACUAUUCAGAGCUAUCAUCCAUAGCCAUGGAGAUUGCAGCUGAGCUCAACGCCUCUUUCAUCAAUGCAAACAUAAUCGGCACCCUGCUGAGAGCAAAUCUCAGUGCCCGGUUUUGGCGCAAGGCUCUCGAGCGCAUCAGAGAGUUCACUGCCAAGCAUGUGCUCAUGUUUGGCGAGCAUCCGGUCGAUCUGAUGCGGAAAGGGCGGCCUAUAUACCUUUGGAGGAUGGCAGGCGGCGGUUCCGAAGUCCUUGUGGCCAAUGGUGUUCAUCAGGUCUGCUCUCCGCAGCAGGACGUUCCAAAGCUAACAUUGCUGGAUGUCGUAUCUGGAAGUGCUAUACCGCGUGGAAAUUGUGAAUUCCUAGCGUGGAAGUCUCGGAUACCCCCUUACUAUAGCUACCUGGUGAGCUGCAGCAUAAUGACAUCGCGGCGUAUGGUGGUGAACAAGAAGCGCUCUCGCUUGCAGAGUGUUUGAUUCUGGGUUUCAUCAUGGGGAUAGGUGCUUGUAUAUUUGAAUGUUUCCCGCCUGCGUUCGAGCCUCCGUGCUCACAAUGAUGGUCCGUCAUACGCUCUCCUUGAUUAAAAGACCUAUAGGUGUUUAUUUCCC